AUGGCGCCUCAGCUAGCAUGGAUUGGAUUGGGUAACAUGGGAAGGGGAAUGGUUAAGAACAUCGUCUCAAAAGCCAAUCUUGAUAAGCCAUUGAUUAUCUAUAACCGCACGGGAAAGCGCAGCCAAGACUUCAAGGCUUCUUUAGAGAACCCGGAUUCCGUGCAGGUGGUGGAAUCAAUUGAAGAAGCUGUGAAGGCGGCAGAUAUCAUAUUUACCUCGCUUGGGGAUGAUAAAUCUGUCAACUCGGUUCUUGAUACCGCCUUGCAGGUAUCAGGUGGUGUGACGGGAAAACUAUUCGUUGAUACAUCAACCAUCUUGCCAGAAACAUCGGAUGCUGUUGCACAGAAAAUGCGUAGUGGAGGCGCCGAAUUCGUCGCUGCUCCAAUCUUCGGGGCACCACUCAUGGCAGAUUUAGGUAAGCUUAUUGUGGUACUCGCUGGCCCGUCUGCAGCUGUAGACCGCAUUCUUCCAUAUUGCGAAGGAGUUACUGCCCGUGCGACAAUAGAUCUUCGCGACCAGAGCCCUGGAAAGGCGACCCUACUGAAAAUCACAGGGAACACUGCUAUUCUGUCUAUGACGAAUAGCUUAAUAAAUGCGAAUUGGCAGGUUGAAACCGUUGCAGAGGGACAUGUUUUCGCAGAGAAAUCCGGUCUGGGAUCGGAAGCUUUGCACAAAUUUUUCGAAGCAAUGUUUCCGGGGCCCUAUGCUGCGUAUUCUACUCGAAUGAUGACUGGCGAUUAUAUGCGUGAUGAGCCGCUUUUUGCAGUAGAUUUGGCUAGAAAGGACGUCGGCCACGGUAUCAAUCUAGCGGCUAAAGUCGGUGUUGAUAUGCAAGUAUUGAAAGUCCUCGACGGCCACCUGAAGGAUUUGAAGGAGGAAACCGGACCAAAGGCAGAUUUACCAGCCAUUUAUGGAAUAAUCCGCAAGCAAAGCGGAUUGCCGUACUCAAACCAGUGA
This is a messenger RNA of Morchella sextelata, 957 nucleotides long. RefSeq lists its product as uncharacterized. Gene Ontology annotation, molecular function: oxidoreductase activity, acting on the CH-OH group of donors, NAD or NADP as acceptor; NADP binding; NAD binding. The transcript has 7 exons. The record is from RefSeq and is a predicted model, not a curated record. Lineage: Eukaryota; Fungi; Ascomycota; Pezizomycetes; Pezizales; Morchellaceae. Bases 1 to 957 code for a protein of 318 amino acids.